Messenger RNA from Coregonus clupeaformis (lake whitefish), 5943 nucleotides. Its product is annotated as rho guanine nucleotide exchange factor 4. The transcript has 13 exons. Lineage: Eukaryota; Metazoa; Chordata; Actinopteri; Salmoniformes; Salmonidae. Gene Ontology annotation, molecular function: guanyl-nucleotide exchange factor activity; protein binding. The record is from RefSeq and is a predicted model, not a curated record. Gene Ontology annotation, biological process: intracellular signal transduction. Bases 1567 to 5421 code for a protein of 1284 amino acids.
GGCCAUACAGACACUGUUACAGCAGAGCUCUCUGGCCAUACAGACACUGUUAUAGCAGAGCUAACUGACUCUGACCAUAUUGGGCUUCCAAGCACAGAGGAGACGGAGGACGCUAUAGACCCCUUCAGCCCUACAGGAGUCUUCAUAGAGAUCACCAGUGAUCUGCUUGUUGACCUCAGCUCACAGGGUGUGUCUAGUGACAUAGGCCAGGGGUCAACCCUACCUACAGAGACUGAAUCUCUUCAGGGAGACAGCACAGAACCCCCUGCCUUAGAUCAGGAAGCCUCGCCACUGAGGAAGAUAGAGAUUACCGUGGGAACAGACUCUACUGUGUGUAAAGAACAGGUCCAGAGCCACCUGAAUGAGCUAGAGAUCCAUCACAGCAUCUCUGGGCCUGAACCCUCUUCCUGCGCCGUGCCACCCUCCAUCCUGUCUCUGUCCUGCCUCUCUGACUCCAACAACAACACCAAGGCCAGUGAAGGGUCGGUGUCGGGGUCGCCCUGUACAAGGGGUCAGGGGCCAGAGCAGUGGUCCUCCAAGGUAGAGGUAGCCCCCCAGAGCAGCUCAGAGGAGGGUGGGGUUAAAACCGAUGAUGAGUCCCCUUCCCUGACCGAGCCCACCACGUUUACCUCUGACCUCCUGGGGGAGACGACAGAGACCCUAGAGAGACACCUAGAAUACCCCUCUGAGGACUCUGAGGAGUUCCUGUCCUACCUGGACUACAAGCCCUACUGGAGCAGUGAGGACUCAGCCGUGUCCGGGUUGGUGGAUGAGUGUCACUUCAGCUUGGCUGAGGUGGAGGAGCUAGAGAGGCUCCAGGGAGAGGGCUACGGGGACGUCCCUUAUCAGAACCAUACAGACACUGCAGUCUGUAGGAGAGAUAUCUCUAACCAUACAGACACUGCAGGCUGUAGGAGAGAUAUCUCUAACCAUACAGACACUACAGGCUGUAGGAGAGAUAUCUCUAACCAUACAGACACUACAGGCUGUAGGAGAGAUAUCUCUAACCAUACAGACACUGCAGGCUGUAGGAGAGAUAUCUCUAACCAUACAGACACUGCAGGCUGUAGGAGAGAUAUCUCUAACCAUACAGACACUGCAGGCUGUAGGGAGGCUGUAGAGGAGGUAGUUCAUUCUAAUUGUGUUGCUAACAGUCCUUCAGACCUCUCUGACCACUUAGCUUCCUACCUGGAGACCAGAGGCCUGCUAUUAGACAGUGCGGAGAAAGAGGAGGUGCAGGAGUCCAGCCCCCUCCAAUUCCCGAAUCCUCCCUCAGAGGGAGACAGACAGGACUGUAGCAAAUCACCUGAGGCUUUAGGAUCAGAGGAGGAGUACAGCUCGUACAGCUCCUACCUCCAGACCAGCUCUCACCCUGCCCUCCUGCAGCAGGAUCGUGGGGUGAGGAUUGUGAGGUACCCCUACUCCGACGUCAGUCUCAACCUGCUCUCCCUCAGCAGCCUCGAGCCCAUCCUAGAGGCCGACCCCGACCGCUCCCUGUACAACUCUGGGAUUGUGGAGGAUGAGACUGGAGUAGAGGAGGAGGAGGAGCGAAGACAGAGUGUUAGGAUGAGGCCCACUGAGGAAGACAGGGACAGUGUUGUCCUGUCUAGUGACAUCAUCAUGUCCAACUCCACCUCCAGCCCUAAGAGCCCGUUGUGUUGCCCCGAGGACUCAUCCAGUAUUGAGUCAUCAGAGCACCAGCUGGACUCGUUGACCUUUGACCCCGAUGACCCCAGGGUCAUGGCCUUACCAUACGACAGGGACCAUGCGAGCAGCGAGAGACGCUCCAGUCCAACCCCCACCUCUGUGUCCUACGACUUUGACACCACCAGCACUAACAGUGAGGAGACGGAAGAGUCCAUCCUGCCUGUCUCGGGGGGGAACGCCAACCUCCACAAACCCAUGAAGAGCAAGUCUAAAGGUGGCCAGGCAGGGAGGUCCAAGAGCUCUAAGUUUUCUGUCUUUGCCAAGAUGCCUUCUUUCAGGAAGGGGAAGAGUCUGAAGAAUGCCAAGGGGGAGGGCUUGCCCCGGGACUCACUUGACCUGGGCCUGAGCAGGGAUCUGGGGGGUGGACAGGGGGGAGACACCUCGGACGAUGACAGUGUUUUCUUGAAGGGGGACAUCCAGAACCAGACGGUUCAGCAGUCCUUCUCCUCCGGUCUGGGGGGUCGCUACGAGACAGAGGAGGAGGACUACGGCUUCUUACCCUCCACACCUCGCACCCGCCACGUCCGCCUGCUCUUCAGGGAGGGGCCUGGGGACACCCCUGACGGGCCCAGCAGCCCAGACACCACCCUGACCUCCCAGCCCGGAGGUCUCAGACACAACCAGACCAGGGCCCCCGAGGGCCUGCACGGCUACAAGAGGAGCAAGAGCUCUGACAGCCUCAACCUCCGCAUGCGCUUCGCCCAGGCCCACAAGUCCCUGUCCAGCCUGUUCGAGUCUCGCUCCAUGGACAAGGAGAACGAGGAGGAGCAGGGGAGCGUUGAGACGGGGAGAGAAGGGGAGGUGGGGCGAGCCAAUCAUUCUUGGAGGAGGCUAAAGAGAGAGAGGGCCAAGGAGGCAGAGCUGCUGAGGAGGACCCUGUCUGUCCCGGUCGGGGGCGGGGGGGAUGGUGGUGUGAGGACGCCCAGACAGAACCACAGUGACUAUGCGUCCUGCUCUGACUCUGCCUCAGUGCUCAGUGUCCCUGGGUCCCCUUCCUCUCUCAGGGCCCUGUGUCUCACCGACCCCCUCACCAAGAGGGGUUUCCAGGACAGUCACAGCGGGGCCGGGGAGAACACCCCACUGGGCUGCAAGUCAGAGGGCCAGAGGAGGAAAGGGAAAGUCCCACCCAACGGCCUGUCAAUCAACUUCACCGACUCCGGACCGCACUCCUCGGACGACUCUGAAGCCCCACCCACAAACGAUUCCAGCCCCCUGUCGCCCAUGAGCCCCGCCUCUCUGGCCGCCCUAGCCAAUCAGCUGUCUUGGUCCAGCUCCAGGUCCCCAGGAGGAGCCUAUGAGAGCACAGCGUCUAGCAUGGCAGCUACACCAGACACCCCAGUGAGACCCAUGAGUCCCAAGCCCCACAGCCCCAGACCGGCUGCCCAACGCAGGCCCUUCCGCUACCCCAAUUCUGCCUCAGCCCGGGCCUCAGCCCUGUCCCUGCUCCUCAUGGCUCAGUCAGCCAGUGUAGAGGGCUUGUCUGACCCACCAGAGAAGCCCAAGACCCUGAAACCCAGAGCGGGGCCGCUAGGCUCCUCCUCCCUCAGUCCAUUGGAGGACAGCGGAGUAGACAGCCAAUCCCAGAUCAGCCUGCUCACACCUAUGUCAAUCAACCAGUUUGAGACUCAGGGUGGCUGUAGACCCACAAGCCAGGCAGGAGGAGGGAAGAGGCUAGCAGAGCUGAAGUCUCCUGGUUCUGGACUGGUCACUACUGCCUCAGCCCUCAGAACACCAUCAGGCCACAGGCCAAACAUGGAGCGGGACAGGGGUCCGAGAUGCCACCGCUGCUCCUCAGACGACCUGUGGAUCGAAGAGGAGAAGAGACGGAAGCGGAAGCUGGCCCGAGUCGUGAGGGGCAGCCUGGGACAACUCAACACACACUGUCCUGAAAAUCUGGAGAAAGCUCGGGCGCGAGUGUCCCUGUCGACAAUGGAUGCGUUCUCCGGGAUGCCCCUGAAGGCCCACUGCUUCUCCCAGAGCACCCCCAUCGGACUGGACUGUCUGGGCUGGAGACGACGCAUCUCCUACCCCUCGGUGAUAGUACCAGACGGAGGUGGAGAGAAGGCCAGUCUGGGUGAUGAUCUAGGCAGUGACGAAGACCUGUAUGAAGAGUUCCGCAGCUCCGGACAUCGCUUUGGACACCCAGGGGGAGGUGGAGAACAACUGGCCAUAAAUGAGCUGAUCAGUGAUGGCAGCUGUGUGUACGCCGAGGCCCUGUGGGACCAUGUCACCAUGGACGACCAGGAGCUGGGCUUCAAGGCGGGGGACGUCAUCGAGGUAGUGGAUGCCACCAACAAGGAGUGGUGGUGGGGACGCAUCCUGGACAGUGAGGGCUGGUUCCCAGCUAGCUUUGUUCGGUUGCGUGUGAACCAGGAUGAGCCCAUGGAGGAGUACCUAGCCCAGCUGGAGGAGGCUGGUGCUGGGGAAGAGGACCGGCCAGGGGUGGGUCUGAUCCUGGGACCAGGCCUGCCAUGUAAGGACCAGAUGAGGACUAACGUUAUCAAUGAAAUCAUGAGUACAGAGAGAGACUACAUCAAACACCUCAAAGACAUCUGUGAGGGUUACAUCAAGCAGUGCCGUAAGAGGAUAGACAUGUUCACAGAGGAGCAGCUGCGGUGUAUCUUCGGCAACAUCGAAGACAUCUACCGCUUCCAGAAGAAGUUACUGAAAGGUCUGGAGAAGAAGUUCAACAAGGAGCAGCCGCACCUCAGCGAGAUCGGAUCCUGCUUCCUCGAACACCAAACAGACUUCCAGAUCUACUCGGAGUACUGUAACAAUCACCCAAACGCCUGUGUGCAGUUGUCCAGACUGAUGAAGACCAACAAGUAUGUGUUCUUCUUCGAGGCCUGUCGUCUGCUCCAGAAGAUGAUUGACAUCUCGCUGGAUGGGUUCCUGCUCACGCCCGUCCAGAAGAUCUGCAAGUACCCUCUGCAGCUGGCCGAGCUACUGAAAUACACCAACCCCCAGCAUAGGGACUAUAAGGACGUGGAGGCUGCCUUGAACGCCAUGAAGAACGUGGCCAGGCUGAUCAAUGAGAGGAAGCGGCGCUUGGAGAACAUAGACAAGAUCGCCCAAUGGCAGAGCUCCAUAGAGGACUGGGAGGGAGAAGACAUCCUCAGUAUGAGUUCAGAUCUGAUCUUUUCUGGAGAGCUGACGAAGAUCUCCCAGCCUCAGGCCAAGAGCCAGCAGCGCAUGUUCUUCCUCUUCGACCACCAGAUGGUCUACUGCAAAAAGGACCUCCUGCGCAGGGACAUGCUGUACUAUAAGGGUCGCAUGGACAUGGACCUGAUGGAGGUGGUGGAUGUGGAGGACGGUAAGGAGAAGGACUUCAACGUGUCAGUGAAGAACGCUCUGAAGCUGCGCUCGCUGGCGGGGGAUGAGGUCCACCUGCUGUGUGCCAAGAAGCCUGAGCAGAAACAACGCUGGCUCCGAGCCUUCCAGGACGAGAGGACGCAGGUGCAGCAUGACCUCGAAACAGGAUUCUCCAUCACUGAGGUCCAGAAGAAACAGGCCAUGCUGAACGCCUGCAAAAGCCAUCCAGCUGGGAAGCCCAAAGCAGUGACCCGGCCCUACUAUGACUUCCUGCUGCGUCAGAAGCACCCGUCUCUGCCCAGCACCGUACCCCAGCAGCAGGUCUUCAUGCUGGCUGAGCCUAAACGCAAGGCAACCACCUUCUGGCAAAACAUCGGCAGACUGACACCUUUCAAGAAGUGAAACGCCGGCGAGGAGAGGCGGUUUAGAGGAGAAGGCUAAUGCCUGAACUGACUUUUUUAUCCUCUAUUUUUCUUUGUUAUACAUAAUGUUAUCCUAAUUCAUAUUCUGAUUAUUGUGAAAGAUGAACAUGAUUAUGACGAUGAUGAUAUUUUUUCUUUGAGAAAGCACUUUAUAGGUUGGUUACAAUCAGACUUGGGAAUGGUUCUCCCGGACAUUGUGUAUACGUUGGGAGAAUGUUACUAGGACUAUUAUACCUGCUACUGCUACUACAACUUCAACCAAGCACCGAUUGGUACUAAUAUUACUACUGCUGUGUGAUCAUGUGACUGCCAAUGAGGCUCCUCUUUUUUGAAAGACGUUGACUGACGCAACUAAAUGAUUUUUUCCCAGUGUUUUUGUUUUGUUUCGACAAAUGCCAACUGUUCACAGUGCCAGAUCAAUUUUGCUUUUGUAUUUAAGUUUGUGCUGUGUAUGUUAUUGAAAAAAAAGGUGAAAAAGGGGGAUAAAGUUUAUUGUACUUCU